This is a messenger RNA of Centropristis striata (black sea bass), 2212 nucleotides long. RefSeq lists its product as uncharacterized. Gene Ontology annotation, molecular function: oxidoreductase activity. The record is from RefSeq and is a predicted model, not a curated record. Bases 16 to 1125 code for a protein of 369 amino acids. Lineage: Eukaryota; Metazoa; Chordata; Actinopteri; Perciformes; Serranidae. The transcript has 10 exons.
GUUGAGGACAUAAACAUGAGAUUUUCAACUUUUCCUCUCUGCAGAUGUCUGAUUAGCAAGUCGGAGGUGCAAGGCUUCAUUGAGAGGUGUAUGACAGCCGUGGGCACGCAGCAGCAUCAUGCCCGCAGCUUGGCCGAGGUGCUGGUGGAGGGAGACCACAGGGGACACUACAGCCAUGGACUCAACAGGAUGGAUAUGUAUGUAAAGGACAUCCAAUCAGGAAUCUGUGCCAAGGACGGUGAGCCGGUGGUGGAGAAGGAGAGCGCUGCCACAGCACUGGUGGACGGGAAGAACCUGCUGGGUCCUGUGGUGGGAAACUUCUGCAUGAAACUGGCCAUGAAGAAGGCAAAAGAGUCUGGCGUUGGCUGGGUGGUGGCACAUGGUUCCAACCAUUACGGUAUUGCCGGAUACUACGCCAUGCAAGCUCUGAAGGAAAACAUGAUUGGCAUGUCAUUCACCAACACGUCCCCACUUGUGGUUCCCACACGUGGUAAAGAGUGCACUUUGGGCACCAACCCCAUCGCCGUGGCAGCUCCUGCUAAAGACGGAGACAGCUUUGUUCUGGAUAUGGCCACAUCAGCCGUCGCUCUUGGAAAGGUGGAGCUGCAUGAGCGUCGUGGAGACCCCAUCCCUGAGGGCUGGGGCUGUGACGCCCAGGGCAAGCUCACCCCCGACCCAAAGAAAGUCCUGAACGGAGGAGGACUGGUGCCCAUCGGCGGCAGUGAAGCCACAGGAGGCUACAAAGGCUACGGUCUGGGAAUGAUGGUGGAGGUGUUCUGUGGUAUCUUGGCUGGCGCCGAGUACAGCAACCGUGUCCGCACGUGGAAAGUAACAGACCGUGUUGCCAACCUGGGACAGUGUUUUGUUGCAAUCAACCCGGAGAACUUUGCUCUCGGGUUCGGUGACAGGAUGGCCGACCUGCUGUCCAUCCAGAGAGGCAUGGACCCUGCUGACCCCGGCGCUCCUGUUUUGGCUGCUGGAGAUCCAGAGAGGAUGAACAUGAAGAAGUGUGAGGAGAUGGGCGGCAUCCCUUACCACAUCAAUGUUGUCAACUACAUGAACGACUGUGCUAAGAGAGUGGGAGCCUCCCCCCUGCUGCCAUGUGACAAACUGGUCUCCGAUUAGUGGAUCCAGGAUUCUUCGGGAUCUUCUGCUCACCUUGAAAGUUCACAUUGAGCUACCGGGGAAUGCAAUUUUUUUUACACACAUGUUGACAAUCACAUUUUAUCCAUUGUAACUUCUUCCGUCAGGUAUUUUAAUACUUUAAAACUUCAGAAGUGUUUUAGUAAAAACAUUUAUAAUAACUAUGAAAUUUGUGACUAAAAAGUAAUCAUUUUAGAUAUCAUUUUCUCUCCUUAAAAGGGACUGCUUGUUUUUUUUCUUUGUCUCGAGAUACUGCCGCCAAAUAUAAGUGUCUCUGACGCCGAAAUACGCACAUUGUUUGUCUGAAGAUGUUGUAAGUCGUCACUUUAUGGCUGAUGAUUGGAUGUGAAUGAGAUAACAGAGUUUGAGAGAUGCUGUUGAAAGAUGAGCUAAAGACUUUACAAUUGGGUCAUUCCCUGUUGGUGUUCCAGUUAUAAUGCAGCGAAAUUUUAUAACUGUAUAGUAAUCUAGCUCAGUGGUUCUCAACCUUUUUGAGUCGCGACCCCCAAUUUAACAUGCAUGUUGUCCGCGACCCCCGCUCACUGAACAGAAUCUCACACUCACAGUUCAGAUCACCCAAAAAAGAAACAAAAGGACUAAAAAAGACACAAAAUGACCAGAAAAUACACAAAAUGACCAAAAAAAGACACAAAAUUACCAAUGAAGACACAAAAUGACUAAAAGAAACACAAAAUUACCAAAAAAAGACAUUAAAUGACCAAAAAAAGACACAAAAUUACCAAUGAAGACACAAAAUGACUAAAAGAAACACAAAAUUACCAAAAAAAGACAUUAAAUGACCAAAAAGACUAAAACACAUUAACACAUGAACACUUUAACACAGUGGAGACAGAGCUGACUUCCAAAAUGCUUUGGCGACCCCCAGAAAUCACCUCGCGACCCCAAUUGGGGUCGGGACCCCAAGGUUGAGAACCACUGAUCUAGCUAACCGUAUCACGCACAAAAAAUAUAUAUUUUUCAAACUAAAAGGCAUUCCAUUGGAACCUUUACAGGUCAUAAAUAAAUACCACUGUUAUGUGCCUUAAUAAAUAAAAGCCAUAUAAGCAUA